AUGACUCCAGGUGAUAUAUCUUCUAACAAGUGUAUUGGACUCGAGUGUGGCAAAGCGGCUAAGCUGAAGUGUCCAACUUGUCUGAAAAUGAAGCUUCCGGACUCUUAUUUCUGCAGUCAAGUAAGUUUUCUUAUUGUUUUUCUUGAUAUUUAGGUAGAAUACUACAAGGUUAACACGAUGUGUUGAGUUAUUAUUGAUUGUAGAUGCCGAUCAACUGCUUUUUAUGAUUUUUUCGCUGAGGUGUGUUGAUAUUGAUGUAGUUUUGCAAACCUAAUCUAUUUUAACGCUUUUCGGACUUUUUCUUUUGAAAAUACAAAGCAGAAAAUGUCUAAAAUGAUAUAUAACAAGUUAUUUAAGGAUUGUUUUAAAAACAAUUGGGAGAUCCACAAGUUUUACCACAAAGCUCAGGAUAAAGCUGCCUAUAAUCCUUUCCCUGGAUUUAGUUACACUGGACCUUUGCGGCCUUAUCCUCAAACUCCGAAGAGAGCUGUUCCAGAGAGUAUACCUUAUCCCGAUUAUGCUUCUCAUCCAGAAGGAGUUUCUUUGGAAGAACGAAACUCGAAAAUGGCUGGACAUAUUGUUGUAGGUUUUUUUCCGGUUUUUUAUUGUUUUAGAUUGACUUUUGGCUUCUUCACGUUGUUAAAGGCAAAUUUUAUAAUCGUGCACUUUGGUUAUAUAGUGUUUGUUUUUGACACUGUUUUACAACAUUUGACGGCUUUUGAUUAAAAAACUAUCAUUUAAGGUUAACAACGAAGAAGAGAUUGAAGGAGUCCGUUUGGCCGCGAAACUCGGUCGAGAAGUACUAGACGCCGCUGCAGCGGCUGUUGAUGUUGGAGUGACGACUGAUGAACUUGAUAAGAUUGUGCAUGAAGCUUGUUUGGAAAGAGAAUGUUACCCAUCACCACUUGGGUACUACAAGUUCCCAAAAAGUUGCUGUACCUCUGUCAAUGAAGUGAUUUGCCACGGAAUUCCUGAUCUCAGGCCUUUGGAAAAUGGAGAUUUGUGCAAUAGUAAGAUAUUUAUGAAAUUUUAUGAUAAAUUAUUGAUAACAUUAAUUUAGCACACAUCUUCUAAUAUUAUUUUACUUUUAUUGAAAUAUUGAACACUUUUAUUUUAUCUGAUUUCAGUUGAUGUAACUGUGUAUCAUCGUGGGUUCCACGGAGAUUUGAACGAAACCAUAUUGGUUGGAGACAAGGUAUCAAAAGAGGACAGAGACUUGGUCAGAGUCACAUACGAAUGUCUUCAACAAGCUAUUGCUACCGUUCGGCCAGGCGUCAAAUACCGUGACUUGGGCAAUGUGAUCUCAAAACACGCGUCAGCUAAUGGAUUUUCUGUUGUGAGAAGGUUCACUGGUCAUGGUAUUCAUCGGCUGUUUCAUACUGCUCCCAACGUUCCUCAUUAUGCUAGUAAGUGUCUUAUUUUGGGAUUUACUUUUUUUAAUUGUAACUUUUUAUUAUUUACUUUGAUUUUUUUCUUGUUUAGUUUAAUUUGUGUAGUAAAAUACGAAGAGUUUUGUAUUUUAGUUGUAUAAUGUUAUUGUUUAGAAAACAAGGCUAUUGGUAUCAUGAAACCUGGCCAUAUCUUCACGAUUGAGCCUAUGAUCAACAUUGGAUCAUGGCACGAUGAAAUGUGGCCUGAUGACUGGACUGCGGUUACUGUAAGUUUUUUUUAUCUGAAAAUUGUUUUGAUGAUUAAUUUUUUUAAAUUUAAAAUUUUUAAAAAAGAUUUAACUUUCGCAGAGGCAAAAGCACUGAUUCCUGUAAUUUUCAGCGCGACGGUAAGAAAUCAGCUCAAUUCGAACAAACAAUGGUGGUCACUGAAGAUGGAGUCGAUGUAUUGACUGAGAGACCUUCAAAACGCCCAUGGUUUAUGGAUCAAAUCGACGCAAAAUAUAGUAAAUAG
Messenger RNA from Bursaphelenchus okinawaensis, 1902 nucleotides. Lineage: Eukaryota; Metazoa; Nematoda; Chromadorea; Rhabditida; Aphelenchoididae. The record is from the annotation of a GenBank genome assembly.